Molecule: messenger RNA, 1240 nt
Organism: Gekko japonicus
Lineage: Eukaryota; Metazoa; Chordata; Lepidosauria; Squamata; Gekkonidae
Gene: WNT10A
Product: wingless-type MMTV integration site family member 10A
Exons: 2
Coding region: 1-522 (173 amino acids)
Biological process (GO): multicellular organism development; neuron differentiation; cell fate commitment
Cellular component (GO): extracellular region
Molecular function (GO): frizzled binding; cytokine activity
Source: RefSeq, a predicted model, not a curated record
AUGCAAGAGGACCCCACCCAUGCGCCUUUCUCUCCUCGUUACGUGUUGGUGGUGGUGGUGACGGAGAACAUGCGGAGGAAAUGCAAGUGCCAUGGCACCUCAGGGAGCUGUCAGCUGAAGACAUGCUGGCAGGUGACCCCCGAGUUCCGGCUAGUGGGCUCACUGCUCAAAGAGCGCUUCUCUGGGGCCAUGAUGAUCCGGCCCCACAACAGGAACACAGGACAGAUGGAGCUGGGUCAUGCUCGCCACCGGCGUCGGGCUGGCAUCAGUGACCUGGUCUACUUUGAGAAAUCACCAGACUUCUGUGAGAGGGAGCCAGCCUUAGACUCCAUGGGUACACAAGGGCGCUUGUGCAACAAGACCAGCCCAGGCAUGGACAACUGUGAGAGCUUGUGCUGUGGGCGAGGGCACAACAUCCUGCGGCAAACACGCAGCGAGCGCUGCAAUUGCAAGUUCCACUGGUGCUGCUUUGUGGCUUGCGAGGAGUGCCGGCUCACCGAGUGGGUCAGCGUCUGCAAGUGAUUCUGAGUCCGUUGGAUGCUCCAGAGACUCUGCUGUUUGAUUUUGCAGCAUUACAGGAUGGAAUCCUGCCAUCGGCAGGAGGCACCGUUGGGGGGCCUGGCACAUGAGUGUUCCAUGUCUCCCUGGCAAUUCCAUUCCUUCCUGACCAUGCAUGAGCACUGAGGCUCCAAGGGAUCCAUCUGUACCUCAGAGGCAUAAAAGGCCUUGCACCAGGGACACCGUGGCCUGGCUUCUCAUGCUAGGAAUGGGACGGCUGGAGUCUCUGAGAAUAACUCCAGUGUCUUCUGAUCACUGAUCUCUGUGGGUUCUUAGGUUUGUGAACCACAAAUGAUGGUUCCUCAAGCAGAAACUCACACAAGCUCCUUCUGACUCCCUCCCUAGUGACAUCUUCCCGUACCGCUAUGGGAUCAUUCAGGUGACAGAUAAUUCUACAAACUGAAAUAACUGCUUUUUUAAAAAAUGAAAAGAAAAACUUGGGCUGAGACUGCUCCAUUGCCAGUUAAGAGAACUCAGAAUACUUUUUGGCCUCCAUGAGUACAUUUGUUGUUGUUGGGGGGGAUUAAAAUACAGAGUUUGCUUAAGGAAAUGUUUUGAAUGAGGGACUGAAGGGUGGGAGUGCAGAGGUUUCUGUCUGUAGUCUCCCAUAAAGGUGCCAUAGGCACUUAGGGUGGUUACUGUGGUUGGUAAGUUAUUUUAUUAUUGUGAAAAUAAAAUUGAA